Punica granatum (pomegranate) is the source of this 2688-nucleotide messenger RNA. Lineage: Eukaryota; Viridiplantae; Streptophyta; Magnoliopsida; Myrtales; Lythraceae. The record is from RefSeq and is a predicted model, not a curated record.
AACUUUCGAUACACUUACCAUCUAGAUUUGAUACAAAUGAGAAGUCACAAAUUUUGUUCUUCGGUUCCUUUUUCAAUUUUUUUAAACAUUCCCCCGAGAAAGUCUAUAUUAUUGUUAUCAACUAAUAAUUGCAUUAUUUUGUCUUAAACCCAGAGGACAGAUACCGUUGACUGGUAUGUUCCCCGUCAACGGUUUAAACGGAAGAUCAACGGAGUCUCAACAUUUUCCAACAACCGCAGCCAAAGGAGGUCAGAAGAGUCAGCGAACCAGAACCCACCCUGUCGGACCGGCCGGUUCACCUGGUCGGGCUCGGGCUAGAGGAACUCUCCAGCUCAUUCUGUCUCUCUCCUCUCUCAGCCGCCAGACACGGAACCUCUCUCGUCUUCUCCUCUGAGCUGACUGGAGGUGAGGUGAGGUGAGGUGAGCUGACUCAGUCCCCACACGCCUCCAAAGGUCUCUCCUUUAUCUGCUUCCUCCAAUGCCAUUGAUUGAGGUUGAACCCUCAAAAGCAAGCUCCCUCCCUCCCCCAACAUCCAAUCUCCCAGCCUUCAACUCGAUGAAUCAGUCCCUUUCUUGAGGUACUGAAAUUGCAGAGAAUGGGCGGCAAUGGAAGGCACCGAUGGAAAAUCUCCUUCUCCCGCUCGUCGUCCCUUUCCCCCAAGUCCAAAAAGGGACCCAGAGAGCCGCCCCCCAAGGAGUUCCUCUGCCCUAUCUCCGACUCCCUCAUGUCCGACCCAGUCGUCGUCUCCACCGGCCAGACCUUCGAGCGAGUCUCCGUCCAGGUCUGCAAAGAUUUGGGCUUCUGCCCGGUUCUUGAAUCUGGGACCCGGCCGGAUUUCGCCGCCGUUAUCCCUAACCUGGCCCUGCAAUCGGCCAUCGCCAGCUGGUGCAAGAGCUCCGGCUCCGUCCACCCUCAGCCACCGGACUACAACUCCGUCGAGAAGAUUGUCCGUGCGAAGAUUCGGGAUGAAGUAGUUGCAGGCGGGCCGAUUCCAGUCUCGGAGAGGGAGUUGUUGAAGGAAGUGGCUGAGAACCCCCCGACGGUGAUUCACACACACGCCGCCAGCGAGCUGGGUCACCCGGUUGCAGACCGGUUCUGCUCGAGCUCUUCAUCGGAAGAGUCGGUCAUUGUGACGGCCGAGACGCCUCUGCCCCUCAAGACCCGGCCCUGCUGUUACUCCUCGUCGUCCUCGUCGUUGGAAUUCUUCGAUUUCGAGACCCUGAACCCGGCCCAAGUACGAUCCCCAAACACUAACCCGAACCCUGAAGAGGAGGAACUGGUCUUGAAGCUGAGGAGCAAUGAUGUGUUCGAGCAAGGAAAGGCGGUAAAUUCACUUCGGAGCAUAACCAAAACGAGACCUGAGAGCCGGGCGAGCCUCUGCACUUCGCGACUCUUGUCUGCCCUGAAGCCCCUUCUAAUCUCACGGUACGACUCCGUGCAGGUUGAUGCCAAUGCCUCGGUGGUAAACUUAUCUCUCGAGGUCUCGAACAAGGUCAAGAUUGUGCGUGCAGGUACCAUCCCGUACUUAAUCGAUGUGUUGACGGGGGGCUUCAGUGAGUCCCAGAGUCAUGCUGCUGGUGCUUUGUUCAGUUUAGCCCUCGAGGAAGAGAAUAAGAUGGCUAUCGGGGCUUUAGGUGCUCUGCAGCCUCUCUUACAUGCUCUGAGAUCGGAGAGUGAGCAAACUCGUAAUGAUUCUGCGCUCGCUCUUUAUCACUUGACAUUGGUGAACACCAACCGGGUCAAGUUAGUUAACCUCAAGGCGAUCCCCAACCUGCUGGAGAUGGUGAAGGUGGGGAAUUUAACGAGCCGGGUAUUGCUUGUUCUGUGCAACCUAGCUGCUUGCCCGGAGGGAAGAGCAGCGAUGCUUGACAGUAAUGGGGUCGAGGUCCUGGUCGAGUUGUUGAGAGAGAGUGAAGGGAAGGGUUUGGAAUCAACCAGAGAGAACUGUGUCUCAGCCCUUUUCACUUUGAGUCAAGGGAACUUCAGGUUCAAGUCGCUCCUGAAGGAGGCGAGGGCAGUGGAGUUGUUGAGGGAGGUUGAGAAAACGGGGAGCCAGAGGGCGAGGGAGAAGGCCAAGAGGCUGUUGGAGAUGAUGAGAGGGAGGGAGGACGUGGAGAGCCGUGAGAGCGUGGAUUGGGAGGCUUUCCUUGAAUCGGGUGAAGUGAGGCGGACCCGAUAAAUGGUAUCGUCACAUGUUGGAAUCAAUCGGACAAAAUUCUUGUGCAGUGUUGGUAAAUCGGUCGACGAAUUUCAUCUUAGUCUGUUCAUUCUGCAACUAAUGAAAUAGUGCCAGAGAAGCUGGUGAGUUCAACUCCUCCACAACACGUCCUUUAGUAAAAUCUGUUGAAACACGGAACUGGUAGAUGGACCGCAACAGUCUCGGUAUAAACACGGAUGUCUACGGUCCAAAAGCUAACUGUUGAUAAUUUUGCGAGGCUUUGUGUGUGUUAUGUGUGUAUAUAUUAGGUUGUCAGGGUAACUACGUAGUCGGGGAAUCGUUGUGUUCAGGUUUUGUUUCCGAGAAUCCGUAUGUCCCUGAAUUGAUCAAUCUGCUGAUGUUUUAAUCUAUACAGAGGGCUUUGUAAUGUGAUUUGUGAAUCUGUACAUGUGACAGAAUCAGUCUGAACAGAAGAAUGAUUUUUGAAUUCCUGGAAUAGCAUUUGGCUUGGGCUCCUCAGCUUUUCUUC